Molecule: messenger RNA, 2360 nt
Organism: Mus pahari (shrew mouse)
Lineage: Eukaryota; Metazoa; Chordata; Mammalia; Rodentia; Muridae
Product: leukocyte immunoglobulin-like receptor subfamily A member 5
Exons: 6
Coding region: 44-931 (295 amino acids)
Biological process (GO): cytokine-mediated signaling pathway
Molecular function (GO): inhibitory MHC class I receptor activity
Source: RefSeq, a predicted model, not a curated record
GUCUCUCCCAAAAGUACAAUUGCAGCCACCGAGAGAAGGUGCCAUGACCUUCAUCUUCACAGCUGUGCUCUAUCUGGGGUUGAACCUGGGCCAAGAGACCUCCAUGUUGGAAGGGAAUCCCCACAAGCCAACCCUCAGUGUUCAGCCGGGAUUGGUGGUUGCCAGAGGGAAGCAGGUGACCAUCUCAUGUGAGGUGACCACAGGGGCCCGGGAAUACCGUCUUUAUAGAGAGGGGGGUCCACAUCCUUGGCGCACACAGACCACUCCGAAGACCACAAACAAGGCUCAGUUCUUGAUCCCAUCAAUUGAACAACAAUCUGGAGGGAUAUAUCGUUGUUACUAUAAGACCCCCACUGGGUGGUCAGAGCACAGUGACCCUCUACAGCUUGCAGUGACAGGACUCUAUAGUAAACCCAGCCUGUCCACCCAGCCCAGCAAUGUUGUGAAUUCAGGGGAGACUGUGACCCUUCAGUGUGUCUCAACACUGGGAUUUAACAGGUUUGUUCUGACCAAGGAAGGAGAACAGAAGCCGUCCUUGAUCCAGAACUCAGAGUUUAUAAACUCUACUGGGCAAUUCCGGGGCCUGUUUGCUGUGGGCCCCGUGACCCCCAGUCAAAGGUGGAUAUACAGAUGUUACGGUUAUCAUGUCAACAGCCCCCAGGUGUGGUCGGAACCCAGCGAUCUCUUGGAAAUACAUGUGUCAGAAGCAGAUCAGACCCUCAGGCCAUCACCAAACACAUCCAACCCCAAGAGAGUCUCACAGCACCAGGAUUACACAAUGGAGAAUCUCAUCAGGAUGGGGGUGUCAAUCUUGGUCCUUGUGCUUCUUGGCAUUCUUCUGUUCGAAGCUCAGCACAGCCAAAGACAGACGCAACAUGCAUCUGGGAGAGAAAGCAGUGCUCGUUUCAUGGUGGCAGACACGUGGGGAUAAGUCCAAGGAUCUCAGGUGGCUCUGUAAGAAAAAUCUGGGGCCACAGUAGGGAACCAUUUUCAGAGAACAUUCAGGAAGAAACAUGAUUUGAGUGUAGGGAAACACCUGGGUACUGGGGUGGAAAAGUCUUCUAUAGCAAAUCACCUUGCUAUCACUUCACCUAGAUGUAUAACUUUAGCUGACAGUCUUCUCUCUCCCCCCACCUCCAAUAAUGAGGAAGGGAUAAUCCCGUCUCAUCAGUCAGUUUUGAGUCCUAAUCUUGUGUAUCUUCUGCCUUCCCCCCCCUUUCCUUUAUUACAUGCUACCACAUUCUCCACUUGAAUCACGAGCCUUCAUUUUCUCUACUGAAAACAAAGAAGCUGGCUGAGAUAGCAAAAGUAAUGCUCAAAAAUCAGAGUCCAAAAUGAAAAAUGAGAUCCGAAUGUAAAUGAUGGCCCAGCAUUGUCUCUUGAACCCUCAGCUUUUUAACACAUGUUAUUUAUGUAGUUUUCUUGAAAUAGAAGGCUUACAAUCAACAAACUUGCAUUUGAAGGAACUCUCUGUGGGGGGUACUGCUGACAUGGCUUUGAAAAUAUCAUUUUUUAAAAUAAUAAUUAAAGAAGAGAUCAUGAAUUUGGGAGGGAGUGUGAGGAGGCAUAGGAGGAAUUGGAGAAAAAAAAGAAGGGAAUAAAUACAGUACUCAUAAUAAAUUCAGAAAAAAAUAACCUUUCCUAUACAUCCUCAUGUGCAUGUCUUUCCCUAAUUACAGUACAUAAUCACAUCAAAAGCAACUCCAUAACCUAAGUAGAAUGUCAUGUUUGUGGACCCGAGAAUUGAGGCAUAAAACCCAUAUCUUUUUAAAUUAAAAAAUUCAAUGUUUACUGCAUAUAUUUAUAGAAGCAGCUGGCAUGUAAAUAAAUCAAUAAUCUUGAACCACUUUGUUGUAAAUUUUGAUUAGUUCACUGAAGACAGUUUUGAAAAAUGAUUAUUUUUUUUUGUGUUAUCUGCAAUGCCACUUACAAUUCUUCCUAAUAUGAGAGACUUUAAUUUACUUCCUGGCCCUUACUGCAAUAAUUAAGGCUUUAUAUAGGAACCUGAACAUUCUAUGGAAAGAAGAGAUACUGUUGUCUUCCUGAUUUAAAAUUCGACUUGUGAGAUUUCUAGGUUUUCAUUGUUAUAUAUAAUGUUAAAUUCAGUUUUAUAUUAUCUUAUUCAGAUGGAAAUGUGUCUGUUUGUAGUCCUCUGUGAUUGUUCAUAGUGAGUGUGUAUGUGAAAGUGACAAAUGCUUUCAUCAUACAUGCUUUCAGUUUUCCCUUAUUGAUGUAGUGGAUGAUAUUAAUUACCUUAUGAAUGACUCAGACUUACAAGACUAUGCCAAUGCCUUGUUCAUGGUGUACCCAUUGGAUAAAAUUUGAUAAUAUACCUAUGUACCACUAACAAUAAAACAUAU